CUUUUCCUGCCCCCCCCCCCGCAUAGCUACCGAUCCCCAAACAACGGCAAGGGGCUCAAGACAUGGCCUUGAGCAGUAUAUAUCAAAAGUCCCGGUGAGGAGAUCGGCCCUCCAUCGCCGACAGCUCGAUUUCCCAGCACUCAACAAUCGAAAUGAAGUUGCUCGCCAUCGUGACUGCUCUUCUCGCCUGCUUCACCCACCGGUCCGCCCAAGCCCUUCCCUAUGUGCCUUCCGGUGCCCAGGUUCUCAACAUCACCUACGACGGAGUUGGAUGCCCUGGCGGCUCCGUCGGCCACACCUCGUUCGGCAGUAGUACUGGAUUUACCCUGAUCUUUGACUCGCUCAUCGCCCAUGCCGAUGUCAAUGCCAGUAUCGCCGAUGCCACAAGCUCCUGCAAUAUCGCCAUCUCUCUUGCGGUUCCAUCGGGCUGGUAUCUGACAGCACCGCAGAUCCAAGUCCGAGGUUUCGUCGAGCUCCCUCCAGGCGGCUUGGCCUAUCUGAUUCAGUCCCACAGAUUCAGUCCCACAGAUUCAGAGGAACAUCUCGACACGGCUCUAAGAUUCAAGUCUUUGCCGGACCCGUUGCCGGAAGCGAGUACAUGCGAUCGGUCGCCUAUCCGAUACCGCCGUCUCCAAGCUGCCUCUCGAGCCAGAGCGGCGGAGGCUCGACCGUCGCCAUCCUGGAGAUUCAGACAACAGUCCGCCUCGUCGUGCCGCCCGGGUCUAUCGGCCAAAUCACCGUCGACUCUGAGGACAGCAGUCUUUCAGGCAAUGUGUCGUGCUAAAGGACAUUCGCAUACUUGCAGCCCUCGCAGGCUAUCUUUUACGACUCCCAGCUGCCCUGUAUCUUUCCGCUCUUGACCCUGAAUAUACAUGCUCAUUCAAUGCA
Molecule: messenger RNA, 888 nt
Organism: Polychytrium aggregatum
Lineage: Eukaryota; Fungi; Chytridiomycota; Chytridiomycetes; Polychytriales
Exons: 1
Coding region: 153-860 (235 amino acids)
Source: RefSeq, a predicted model, not a curated record